AUGGUUAUCUGUAUGGCGGCAUCUUUGUCAAAGGUGAGGAUGUUGGGAGCUUCAGAUCACAUGCAGGAUUGCCAUGUGAUUGGUGUGGGAAAAUACAGCAGCACGUACUCUGGUCUGAAGAGAAGCGUGACAGCGUGCAGUGAGGGUGACGAAAAGCCCUGA
This is a messenger RNA of Baudoinia panamericana UAMH 10762, 162 nucleotides long. RefSeq lists its product as uncharacterized. The transcript has a single exon. Lineage: Eukaryota; Fungi; Ascomycota; Dothideomycetes; Mycosphaerellales; Teratosphaeriaceae. The coding region runs from base 1 to 162 and encodes 53 amino acids. The record is from RefSeq and is a predicted model, not a curated record.